Molecule: messenger RNA, 1786 nt
Organism: Heterotrigona itama
Lineage: Eukaryota; Metazoa; Arthropoda; Insecta; Hymenoptera; Apidae
Source: the annotation of a GenBank genome assembly
UUUUCCCUACGAGGAAUCAAACUAACUCGAGUAUUGUUUUCAUUGUUUCAAGAACCGUCGCCGUUGUACGACAACAACCACUACCACGAGGAAUGCCUAAAAUGUAACAGCUGCGGUCUGAAUCUCACGGGACCGAAUCAGAAACGGGCUAGACGACGAGUUCUGCAACGAGUUCCCGCACAAUCUGGUGCCGACGCCUGGCUACUGGAUCGAGUGCUCGAGGCAGCAGAUCACGUCCGACACGAUCUGGGACGAAAGCGAGAGCGGCGAGGCGACCGACACCGAGCUGGCCGAGGUGCAACAGGAAUCCGACACCGACGAACUGCCGAGGAAGAAGACAACCAUCGAGGAACAAUGGGAGAAGAACCAAGGGUUCGAGCUGACCUCCGUCGAGCAGGAGACCUACGAGAAGUACUUUUACGGGACUGAACACUGGAACUACUUCACCAACGACGAAGACCUCGGCCCGGUGAUACUGAGCAUCAAGCAGGAGACGUUGAACGGCCGGGAACAGUUCAGGAUCCUCGUCAGGGCUAUCAGUUACACCGUCCACGGGCUGAUUCCAGCGAGCUGCGUGUUCGCCGACAGGUACAAUCGCGAGGAUGUGGUACGCAGCUUAGGCAAAGAGGUGAACGUGAAUCCGCCAUUAACGUUAGGUCAAUUGCCUGACACUCAGGACGAGCUGCUGAAGCUGGAUCAGGUGUUCAUAAAAUCGGAAUUGAAAGUCGGUGUGCUGUACGUUCAAGAGGACCAACGCACCGAGGAGGAGGUGUUGGACAACCACGAGAACUCGCCGCUAUUCGACGAGUUCCUGCAGAUACUCGGCGAUAAAAUACGGCUGAAAGGUUUCGACAAGUACAAGGGCGGCUUGGACACCGCUCACGACCUCACCGGUUUGUACUCGGUGUACACGAAUUGGCGAGGCAUCGAGAUCAUGUACCACGUGUCCACGUUCCUGCCCAACGAGAAACACGACGUGCAAAGGGUGCAAAAGAAACGGCACAUAGGCAACGACAUCGUGUGCGUCGUGUUCCUGGAGGCGGACAAGACCUCGUUCAAUCCAGCCUGCAUGAAGUCGCAUUUCCUCUACACGUUCAUCCUGGUCCGAGUGAGCCCGAGGAUAAAGCGAAAGGUCACCAGAUACGAAGUGUCGGUCGCAACGAGGGACGAGGUCGGGGCGUACAAGCCCUACCUCUGGGAGCAGAACGUUUUCAAGAAGGGUCCAAUGUUCCGCGAGUGGUUGCUCACGAAGAUCGUCAACGGCGAGCGGGCGAGUUACUCGGCGCCGAAAUUCGCCAAGAUGCAGGAGAGGACCAGGACCCAGAUGUUGGAGGACAUCGUGGCCAACUUGGCGAAUCACGCGGAGACUGGACAGCUACCGAAACCGUACAGACGCGGCUCGUGGAGGCCGAUUGGUCACAUGAGGCCAUCCUCGCCGCUUCUCGACUCCGUCAGGGAUCAGUUCGAGGAUCACGAUCAGCUUGCCAAGGACUUCACCAGAGUAUUCCUCAACAAUCAGGAGAACAGCACGUUGAACACGAACCUGUUCGACGUCUCUUUCUUGGUGCAUGGGCCGCAGAAGCAGAAAGUCAGAUUUUUCGGCGUCAGGGCGAUCCUGGCAGUGAGAAGCAGAGUGUUUCAAGAGAUGCUGUACGGGAUUCAAGCGGGUUUCGGUAGUCCGCAAGUGCCGGUCGCCGAGCUGCUCGCCAGACCGGUGCCCACCUUGCUCAGCCCGCAGAAGCCGCGAAGUUCCAACUUCCUUCAAGUGCCCGACGUCGAAAGCCCG